Nerophis ophidion (straightnose pipefish) is the source of this 3331-nucleotide messenger RNA. Its product is annotated as zinc fingers and homeoboxes protein 1-like. Gene Ontology annotation, biological process: regulation of transcription by RNA polymerase II. NCBI's taxonomy places the organism in Eukaryota, Metazoa, Chordata, Actinopteri, Syngnathiformes, Syngnathidae. The transcript has 9 exons. Gene Ontology annotation, cellular component: nucleus. The record is from RefSeq and is a predicted model, not a curated record. Bases 358 to 2901 code for a protein of 847 amino acids. Gene Ontology annotation, molecular function: DNA-binding transcription factor activity, RNA polymerase II-specific; DNA binding.
CGGACGUGUUUGUGAGCCAGCACUGUGGUCUCAAAAUGGCCAUUGUCACAGUCGCUGCUCGAACGGCGUCUUCUCCUCCCAGCUCUCCUUCUUCUUAACGCGGCCAACAGCGACCAUGCGCGGCGGGCCGGAAGCUGACGGCCGGUAGUCGCGGCGACUCGGCGGGCGAAAGGCGGAAGACUGCGCAUCAACACGCCGGAGCCGCGAUGCUAACACCUAGCUAGCUGCUAGUCCGCGCCUCGGACACUUCCGGUCACCUUAACUUGCGUCGUUGUCGCCACUUCCGGCUUGACAGGAUGAAGAUGGACUCCAAGACGCCACAAGGAGGCGCCAUCAACUGAAGCGGCUGCGGAAACGAUGGCCAGCCGCCGGAAGUCCAGCACGCCAUGCAUGGUCCCUCCUCCCACAGAGGCGCUGCGCUCGGCUCAGGAUGGCGAGGACGCGGCGGAGUCGGAGGACGGCGGCGUCUUGUACUCGCAGACGAGCGAGGGCGGCUACGAGUGCAAGUACUGCAGCUUCCGCACGCCGCGACUCAACCUGUUCACCGUGCACGUGGACUCGGAACAUCCCGACGUGGUCACCAGCACCUCCUACGUCUGCGUGGAGUGCGACUUCCACAGCAGGAGCAGCUACGACGCGCUACUGGCGCACAACGCUCGCCAUCACCCGGGCGAGGGCAACUUCACGCGCACCGUGGCGAGACGCAACAACGAGGCGGUCUUCCAGCAGACGGUCAACAACCUCACCUUCGACGGCGGCUUCGUCAAGAUGGAAGACGGCGAGGAGGAGGCGGAGGAGGACGUGCGGCGCCGAGGCAUCGCCCUCAGCAAGACCCCCAUCAUGAGGAGCAGGGCGGAGCCCAAAAAGUUCACCGCCUCGCACAAAAUGGCUGUGGAGGACGCCAUCAAGGUGGAGAGUCCGGACGAGUACGAUGAGCCGCCCACGCUGUCGCCCGCCCCCGUCACCGCCGACGGGCCACGACUCGUCCCCGUGUCCUCGCCGCUUCACGUCCAGACGCUGUCCCCGAGCUUCGUGGUGAACAACGCCAACGUGCUGCAGGUGAAAGGUGGCGGCGGCACGGUACUUCCUGCUGGGACGCUGGCGCAGGUUCUGUCGGCUUUGCAGAACCAUCAGAACCAGGCGCAGCUGCUCAUCCCCGUCAGCAGCAUUCCCGCCUACAACGCCGCCAUGGACAACAACGUCCUGCUGGUCAGCGCCUACAGCAGGUUUCCCUACCCGUCCAUGGCGGAGGUGGCCGCCUUGUCGUCGCAGACCAAGUUCAGCGAGGAGAACGUGAGGGUGUGGUUCUCCGCCCAGCGCCUCAAGCAUGGCGUCAGCUGGACGCCCGAGGAGGUGGACGAGGCGCGCAGGAAGAAGGCCAACGGCACCGUGCAGACCGUCCCUCAGACCAUCACCGUCAUCCCCGCCAACAUGGCCGCCAACGGCCUGCAGUCCCUCUUCCAGACCUGCCAGAUCGUGGGCCAGCCGGGUCUGGUACUCACCCAGGUGGGCGGAGUCGGCGGAUCCGUGGGCUCGCCCGUGGCGCUGACCGUCGCCCCCGGCAACCGGCCCAAAGCUUCCGAACCUUGCGCGUCGGAGUCCAAGACGGAGAAGGCGGCCUCUUUGGACUCCGCCUCCAAACCCAAGAAGUCCAAAGAGCAGCUGGCGGAGCUGAAGGCCAGCUAUGGCAGGCGGCAAGUCGCCAGCGAGGCGGAGAUCUCUCGCCUCAUGCACAUCACCCAGCUGUCCAAGCGCGCCAUCAAGAAGUGGUUCAGCGACACGCGCUACAACCAGAGGAACGCCAAGGAGCAGCACGCCGCCGCGCCCGAUGGAAGCGGAAGGAGCGGCGCCAGCGACAGUGCCCCCGGUGACGAGGUCGGCGCCAUUGUCAUCGACUCCAGCGACGACGCCAGCGACGCCCCGCUGCCGGCGGCCCCCUCCCUGGGCUCGCCCCGCCCCCCCCGGGACCGCCGCGCCAGCCUCCGCCACGCCUUCCCGGACUUCACGCCCCAGAAGUUCAAAGAGAAGACCUCGGAGCAGCUCCUGGUCCUGGAGUCCAGCUUCCGCCAGGGCGACACGCCGUCGGACGAGGAGCUGACGCGUCUGCGGGCGCAGACCAAGCUGACGCGGCGGGAGGUGGACGCCUGGUUCAUCGACAGACGCAAGACUCGGGAGGCGCCGCCGUCGCCGCACCACCCGGAUGGCGGCGACGCGGCCGAGCCCGCCGCCCGAGACGGCAACAGCACGGCGGGCCGCAAGGUGCUGAAGAAGACGCCGCAGCAGCUGGACAUGCUGAAGAAGGCCUUCGUCCGCUCGCAGUGGCCCAGCGCCCAGGACUACGACAAGAUGGCGGAGGACAGCGGUCUGCCGCGCUCCUACGUGGUCAACUGGUUUGGUGACACGCGCUACGCCUGCAAGAACACCAACCUCAAGUGGGUCUACCUCUACCGCAGCGGCAAGGUGGAGGAGGGAGUCAACAAUGGCAGCAAAGUCCACAAGAAGUCCAGGAAGCGACACCGUAAUUGGUCCACUAGAACACGAAGACCCUAUCCUUGCAAGUCUUCUCCACAGGGGGGCGCUGCUCCUAGCAAGCAGGCCAUGAGCGGCAAGGCGUUGCUGAAGGAGCACCACCUCCAGCACGGGGUCCUGAGGGAAGAGGAGGUGCAGGCGUUGGCGGCGCAGGCGGACAUGAGCGAGCAGGAAGUGAGGGCGUGGUUCAGUGGGCGGGAGCAGGAAGACAAGGAGAUGUUGAGCCAGGAGGAAGCACUAGAAGACAUGGACACCAGCAGAGGUGCUAAACACAUAUUGUGUGUGUGUACAUUCCCAUCGCUCACUGCAGCUAGCAGUAAAGAAGCACAUCAUCACAAGCAGCCUGUCUGUGGAUUCUUGACGGGACAGUAGUUACAUAUGGUACAUGUUCAUCAUGAUAAAAACAUGCUAAGAAUGCUAAAAAAAUAUGCUAAGGAUGAUAGCAACAUGCUAACGACAUACUGGUGAUGCCAGAAAUAUGCUAUUCGCUAAUGAUGAUAGAAACAUGUUGAAGAUCCUAAAAACAUGCUAUAUGCCAAUGAUACUAAAGACUUGGUAGUGAUGCUAGAAACAUGCUAAUGACAAUAGCAACAUGCUAACGGCAUACGGGUGAUGCCAGAAACAUGCUAUACGCUAAUGAUGAUAGAAACAUGCUUAUGAUGCUAAAAACAUGCUAAUGAUGAUAGAAACAUGCUAAUGAUGCUAAAAAACAUGCUAAUGAUGAUAGAAACAUGCUAAUGAUGCUAAAAAACAUGCUAAUGAUGAUAGAAACAUGCUAAUGAUGCUAAAAACAUGUUAAUGA